UGGUUUUUUUUAAACUAAUUUCGAGCAGACGAUGAGCUUUGCUUUUAGAUUGGGUUCUUCAAUCGGGUGUUUUCCUCGUACGAUCUUAGGUCGUAACAUAAUUCAAAGGAAAAGUCAUGUGGUAUCUUACCGUAAUGGCCCCCCUCCCCAUUCAAAGGCAACUAAAAUUGGUGCUGUAACUGUUGGUGGAGCUAUGUGGUGGUGGGUAAUCUGGCACUUAUGGCAUGAACCUGACCACAUAACGGGGGAAUUCGAUUAUCCUAACUCAAGGAAAUGGAGCAACACAGAGUUGGGUGUUUCAAAGGAUGAUUUUAAACAUAUGUUCAAGCUUACUCCAUAAAUGUUGAUUAAAAUGCGAUAUGUAGCCAUGUAGUUAUA
Drosophila sechellia is the source of this 378-nucleotide messenger RNA. Its product is annotated as NADH dehydrogenase [ubiquinone] 1 beta subcomplex subunit 2, mitochondrial-like. NCBI's taxonomy places the organism in Eukaryota, Metazoa, Arthropoda, Insecta, Diptera, Drosophilidae. The record is from RefSeq and is a predicted model, not a curated record. Gene Ontology annotation, cellular component: respiratory chain complex I; mitochondrial inner membrane. The transcript is spliced from 3 exons. Gene Ontology annotation, biological process: mitochondrial respiratory chain complex I assembly. Bases 32 to 340 code for a protein of 102 amino acids.